This is a messenger RNA of Paraphaeosphaeria sporulosa, 1509 nucleotides long. RefSeq names its product cytochrome P450. Gene Ontology annotation, molecular function: oxidoreductase activity, acting on paired donors, with incorporation or reduction of molecular oxygen; iron ion binding; heme binding. Bases 1 to 1509 code for a protein of 502 amino acids. The record is from RefSeq and is a predicted model, not a curated record. Lineage: Eukaryota; Fungi; Ascomycota; Dothideomycetes; Pleosporales; Didymosphaeriaceae. The transcript has 3 exons.
AUGGGUAUCUUUGAGACGGUUGCGAUACUGACAGCCACGUGCCUUGCUGUGGCCCUCUUCUACGGCCUCUACAACCUCUACCUCCACCCACUGCGCCGCUACCCGGGCCCAUCCCUCUAUGCCGCCUACCGCCUGCCUUAUGUAAUCGCCAACAUGCGCGGGAGGCUUGCAUUCGAAGUCCUCGACAUGCACCGCAAAUACGGCCCCGUAGUGCGCAUCGCACCCAACGAGCUCGCUUUCACCGAGCCCGAGGCCUGGAACGACAUCUACGGGCUCCAGGGCGGCCGCGUACAGAACCCCCGCGACAAAGCUGCGUACACGCCCCCCGUGAGUGAUAGUUUCGGCGAGGCGAAGGGCAUCAUCCAUGCGAGUGAUGCGGGGCACGCGAGGCUGAGGCGAAUUUAUGGGCAGGCGUUCACGCCGAAAGCAAUUGAGGGGCUCAACGACAUGCUGUUGAAGUAUUCAAAUCUACUGGUGGAGCAGCUGAAGAUUGCGAUUGGAACCGAUCCGGUGCAGGACCUGUCGGCGUGGUUCAAUUACACCACGUUUGACUUGACGGGAGAUUUUGCCUUUGGGGAUGCGUUCCACUGCCUCGACAGCGGCGGAAAGAGCCAUUUCUUUCUUGAUACGGUGCUCGCCGGUGUGGUCGUCGGGUGCCAGAUUUGGCAGCUGGAACGGUACAAGCUCCUCACUAUACUAUCACCGCUGCUCUCUUUGUUUGCGGGCGACGAGAUGAAGAAGGCGGAGAUGAUGGGCCGGUACACGCAGGAACUGGUGGAUGCGCGUCUGAAGGAGGGCUACCAGCCUGAUCGCAAGGACGUCCUGAAUUAUUUGCUUCAAAGUAAGAAGAAGGAAGACCAACUUGAGACUGCUGAGCUCUAUGAAAAUGCGCUGACGCUAGUGGUUGCGGGCAGCGAGACUACGGCGACAUUAUUGUCGGGCGUGGUGUAUUUCCUCUGCAGGCAUCCAGCUGUGCUGGAGAAGGUGCAAGACGAGGUUCGCGGCUCUUUCAAGCGAGACGUAGAGAUCACGCCGAUAUCGGUCAAUGGGCUGAAGUUUAUGAUUGCAGUGCUGUCAGAGACGAUGAGAGUCUUUCCUCCCGCUGGCUUUGGAUUUCCUCGAAUCAUUUCCAGUGAACACGGACAGAGCGUGGCAGGACGGUGGGUUCCUUCGCAGACUCGCUGCAACAUAUUCCAUUAUGCAGCGUAUCGCUACGAAGCCAACUUUGCUCGACCAGAAGAAUUUAUACCAGAACGCUGGCUUGUCAACGCACCGGCCGAAUUCAAGAACGAUAAGAGGGAAGUUGUACAACCGUUCAUGGUCGGGCCACGAGGGUGCAUCGGUAAAGGUUUGGCAUAUGCGGAAAUGCGAUUGAUUCUCGCGAAGAUGCUCUGGCAUUUCGAUUUUGAGCUCGCUGAUCCGACCAAGCAAUGGCACGAGAGGCUGCGGUCCUUUUUGAUAUGGGAGCGAACGCCUUUGCGAGUUCGGUCAAGGCCGGUACGGCGAUAA